This is a messenger RNA of Glossina fuscipes, 2157 nucleotides long. Its product is annotated as voltage-gated potassium channel subunit beta-3-like. Gene Ontology annotation, biological process: potassium ion transport; regulation of potassium ion transmembrane transport. Gene Ontology annotation, cellular component: voltage-gated potassium channel complex; cytoplasm. Gene Ontology annotation, molecular function: voltage-gated potassium channel activity; potassium channel regulator activity; transmembrane transporter binding. Lineage: Eukaryota; Metazoa; Arthropoda; Insecta; Diptera; Glossinidae. The record is from RefSeq and is a predicted model, not a curated record. Bases 41 to 2059 code for a protein of 672 amino acids. The transcript is spliced from 7 exons.
AUAACCAUAUACAUAAAAAUACACAACAAAUUGCCUGCGAAUGGCAAUGAAUAACUUAACAAAUAACGGUAACGGUGUCAAUAGUAUAAUAACAAUUUUAACAAUAACAACAACAACAAUCACAACAGCAGCAGAAGCAGCAGCAGCAAUAAUAGCAACAAGAAGGAGAGCGCCAUUAACAAUGCCAUCAUUACCAACAAAUAGCAAUAGUGCAAAUGAAACAGUAAUAAUAGCAACAUCAACAACAACAGGAGCCAUACCAUUAUCCGCAUUAGCAAAUACUACAACGUUUACUACCUUUAACAAUGACGGCCAUUCAGCAACAUUGCCCUCAUCAUCAUCUUUGUCGACAAUGGCCACUAAUGCAACAAUGUUAACAGCAACAACAACAACAACAACAACAACAAGCAAUCAACAACCAUCACCAUCACUAUCAAUACCAAUGACAACGUCAAAUACGGUUGUAGUUGUAGGUAGUGGUGGUGGUUCCUCGUCUUUGGCCGUCAACAUGAGUAAUGGUAAUUUAUUAAAUGGCGCCGCGGGCCAAAUAAAUUCUAGUGGAAAUGGCGUUGAUCUACCAUUGUCCCAUGGUCCAAUUGUGCCUACUACUACGUUCGUCGGUGUUAGUCAAUAUCAGGCAUCGUAUAGUACAACGGGUAUUGGUCCCCCGGCAACCUUGACAUCAAAUCUUUUGGGUUUUAUGGGUGGCAUUGGUAUAGCUAGCAGCCAAGCAGCCGCUGCUGUCGCGGUGGCUGCUAAUAAUGCUGGAAACGCCGCUACUGGCUUUCAUAAUAAUAAUAAUAAUAACAACAAUGAUAACAACAACAAUAUGGACAAUACAAGUGAAGAUUCAAAUCCCGUUACAAUUUACAGGUGCCGGGCCCCAAUAGCAUCACUCGACUGUAUGGAGGAGUUCAGUGGUACGGGAGGUCAUCUUGAUUUCGGUCGGUCGAUAAGCCUCGGCUCGAAUCCGGCUUUACCGUUACGCCCAGGUUCUACACCAACACCAGGGUUACGCUACAAGAAUCUGGGCAAAAGUGGUUUGCGAGUUAGCAAUGUAGGUUUGGGCACAUGGCCGGUAUUCUCACCAGGUGUUAGCGACGAUCAGGCUGAAGCCAUUCUUAAAUUGGCGAUUGAAAGUGGUAUCAAUUUGUUCGAUAUAUCGGAGGCUCAUUCGGAAACGGAAAUUGGCAAAAUUCUCCAAAGGACUGGUUGGAAACGUACCGCUUAUGUCAUAACCACAAAAGUCUAUUGGAGUACCAAAUCCGAAGAACGUGGCCUUUCACGCAAACACAUAAUCGAAUGUGUUAAGGCGAGCUUACAACGUCUACAACUACAAUAUAUUGAUAUUGUUAUCAUACAUAAAGCGGACGCUAUGUGUCCUAUGGAAGAAAUUGUACGUGCCAUGAAUUAUAUUAUACAACAAGGUUGGGCCAUGUACUGGGGUACAGCUCGUUGGUCUCAGGUGGAAAUUAUGGAAGCCUACACAAACUGCCGUCAGUUUAACUGUAUAACGCCCAUUGUUGAGCAAUCGGAAUAUCAUAUGUUCUGUCGCGAAAAAUGUGAACUUUAUCUGCCAGAAAUGUAUAAUAAAAUUGGUGUCGGCUUAAUGGCUUGGGGUCCAUUAUCAAUGGCUUUGAGUGAUGCACAAAAUGGUGAAAAAAUUUUUUUACCUAAAGGUUCAUUUAAAACUAAAAGUCAAAGUUAUUCUUGGACCGAAGAUGAGAUCAAUAAAAAUGCUGCUUUGUCGCCUCAGGGCAGUUGGAGCAAGGAACGUUUGGAAGAAGGCCGUCGGCAUUCAGAUCGUUUAAGAGAUUUGGCUGCUUUGGCCGAAAAGUUGGGAUGUACUCCCACGCAGUUGUCGAUAGCUUGGUCUUUGAAACACGAACCUGUUCAAUGCUUACUUUUAGGCGCAACUUCAGCCGAACAAUUACACCAAAGCUUGCAAUCGCUUCAGUUACUGCCACGUCUCUCGACCAGUGUAAUGUUAGAGGUGGAAAGAAUUUUAGAGAAUAAACCGGUGAGACCGCCAAUGAUAUCAACGUUAGCACUUCGGUGACAAUCAGCUUGCCCUCAGGGGCCCCCCAGCCUAACUGGCGGUGUUGUUGUCGGUGGCGGCAGUGGCUUGGGCACCUGUGGGGCAGAAUCUCCCAAAAA